Messenger RNA from Belonocnema kinseyi, 453 nucleotides. RefSeq lists its product as uncharacterized. Lineage: Eukaryota; Metazoa; Arthropoda; Insecta; Hymenoptera; Cynipidae. The coding region runs from base 1 to 453 and encodes 150 amino acids. The transcript has a single exon. The record is from RefSeq and is a predicted model, not a curated record.
AUGGCAGCUUAUAAAGGAGAGGGGGUGGAUGAAGGGUUGGUCGAGAGGAUAAAGGAGAUAUUCGAAGAGACUCAGAUAAGGGUUUGGAUUGGGAAACAGAAAGGGGUGGUAUUUUGGAGUGGAAGGGGGCUCAGGCAAAGGUGCCCACUGAGUCUACUACUAUUCAGUCUCUUAUUGGCAGAUCUAGAAGAGAAACUGGAGAAGAAAGGAAAAGGGAGAACGGUAAUGGGAAAUAGUAAGGUAUAUUCUUUAGCGUAUGCAGACGAUGUAAUUUUAAUAGCGGAUGACGAGAAAGGGGUGAGUCUCACAAUGACAGUGUUUGAGGAUUAUGUGAGAAUUAAAGACUUAACGGUCAAUGUAAAUAAGAUGAAGAUUAUGUGUUUUAAGAAGAGUAGGACAGAAGUAGAAUAUGAAUGGAAGAUGUGCCAAAAGAAAGUGGAACAGGUGGAGUAA